Molecule: messenger RNA, 408 nt
Organism: Lobosporangium transversale
Lineage: Eukaryota; Fungi; Mortierellomycota; Mortierellomycetes; Mortierellales; Mortierellaceae
Exons: 3
Coding region: 138-329 (63 amino acids)
Biological process (GO): mitochondrial electron transport, cytochrome c to oxygen
Source: RefSeq, a predicted model, not a curated record
CACGUAGCUCUUAAGCUUCCGAUAAUCACGUGAAAUCCUACUUUUUCCUUCCGUCCUUGUUUGAAUAAGUGGAUCAAAAGGAACGAAUCAUCCUCUUAAUCACAUCAUCAAUAACAACAACAACAACAACUGUGACCAUGUCGCUCAUCAACCGCCCCAAUCCCGUUCCUCAUCUCCAACGCCUCUACCAGACCCCUUCCCACACUCCCAUCUAUCUUAGAAAGGGUGGUGACAAGUUCAUCAUGGCCGGUUUCGUUUGCCUCGCAGGCGUUGGUCUUAUUGGAAGCCUGUAUGGUGCCACUAAGAUGGCCAGGGGCGUCAAGAACUAGAUCAAAAAUAUAUAUAAAAAAAGGAGCGCAUCAUCAAUAUUAAUUAUGCCAUCAAAAUAAAGCACUUUCUUUUGUUAAA